Messenger RNA from Leishmania braziliensis MHOM/BR/75/M2904, 420 nucleotides. RefSeq lists its product as hypothetical. The coding region runs from base 1 to 420 and encodes 139 amino acids. The record is from RefSeq and is a predicted model, not a curated record. The transcript has a single exon. NCBI's taxonomy places the organism in Eukaryota, Euglenozoa, Kinetoplastea, Trypanosomatida, Trypanosomatidae.
AUGCACGACGCCAACCGCUUCGGUGGUCGCACAGCAUAUCUGCGUGAGAUUGGGCCGAUCGAUCAUAAGAAGAAGGGCCGCCUUUUCAAGCGCGACCUCGCCACGCUGCAAUUCAACGUGGACGUCUGGUGCGCGCAGCAGUCAUUGCGCAAGCAGUGGAAGGGGCGGGACUGGGACGUGGUGGAGAUGCCCUUUGAGCUGGCUCCAAAGGAACUGCAGCGCGUAGUGCCGGAGAAGUACACGGACGUGCCGAUGAUGACGGAUCCGGUUCACCACGACUAUAUGAACAUCCGGCGCAAAGUCUUUGAUAGGGAGGCUCUGCAGGGGGCCCUGUACCCCAGCGGUGGCGCUGACCAGUCACCGUACCCGGCCAUUCAGCGCGUGAACAGGGCUGCCAUGACGCUGGACAAGUAUCUUUGA